AUGAAAUCUAUUAGAUCUCAGCCACAAAUCACAAUGAUGAUGAAGAUGUACUUCCAUUUCCGUAUCCAAGAGCCAAUACUAUUCAGAGAAUGGAUGGCCCUGAACAUGACAGGGUAUGUCUUCUCGUGUAUAGGCGUCGCGGUAAUAGCUGGUCUCUACGAGGUUGUCAAGCUUGGCCGGCUAAGUGUCGAAAGAUCUGUGAACGAGCAACAUGUGAGGAACGAUUUCACAGAUUUAAUUUCAAGCUCUCCGAACUUCAGUCGGCAGUUUUCAAAUUCUUUGAGUUUUUACAGGUUCCUUUCGUCCAACCUAAAGCGUCCCAUGCAUAUGCUAUCAUCUGCGAUUUUCUUCUUUCAAAUGUUCAUUGCUUAUUCACUGAUGAUGAUCUCAAUGACAUACAAUGUACCAAUAUUUAUCAGCCUUGUUCUUGGCCACACAUUAACCUACUUCCUUCUCGGACCGCUGGUUUCAGUUCAAGAAUACGAAAAACUUGGAGACUGUUGUGCAUAG
Molecule: messenger RNA, 510 nt
Organism: Haemonchus placei
Lineage: Eukaryota; Metazoa; Nematoda; Chromadorea; Rhabditida; Trichostrongylidae
Source: the annotation of a GenBank genome assembly